Molecule: messenger RNA, 1152 nt
Organism: Notothenia coriiceps (black rockcod)
Lineage: Eukaryota; Metazoa; Chordata; Actinopteri; Perciformes; Nototheniidae
Gene: foxg1c
Product: forkhead box G1c
Exons: 1
Coding region: 1-1152 (383 amino acids)
Biological process (GO): regulation of transcription by RNA polymerase II
Cellular component (GO): nucleus
Molecular function (GO): DNA-binding transcription factor activity; sequence-specific double-stranded DNA binding
Source: RefSeq, a predicted model, not a curated record
AUGGCGGACUUGAAAACUUCUGACCGAUUGUUCCACAAAUCCUCAUUCAGCAUCAGCAGCCUGCUGUUGAGACGAGAGGGAGUGAUGGAUGAGGAGACUCCUUCUGCGUCCCGGAAACCUCCGGAGAAACCAAGCCAAGAGAAACACUUUGACACCGGUAAAGGGAUAAGCAAACCCCUGCUUACGACUGGGAAACGAGAGGGGACUCAGAAGAAAGGAGGAGAAGAAGAAAGCAUUAAACCUGAGAAACCUCCUUUCAGCUAUAACGCGCUCAUCAUGAUGGCGAUCCGUCAGAGCCCGGAGCGACGGCUCACUCUGAACGGCAUCUACGAGUUCAUCAUGGAAAACUUCCCUUAUUACAGACAGAACAGACAGGGGUGGCAAAACUCAAUCCGGCAUAACUUGAGCCUGAACAAGUGUUUUGUUAAAGUGCCGCGCCACUACGAUGACCCGGGGAAAGGCAACUACUGGAUGCUGGACCCCUGCAGCGAGGACGUGUUUAUUGGUGGCACAUCUGGGAAGCUCCGGCGCAGAGCCACGGCUGGAUCCAGGACCAAGCUUGCGUUAAAAAGAGGAGGAGGAGGUCGCCUGAUGUCCUCCAGUACCGCCACCAGUGUGACUUUAGCCGCCGCUGGUUCGUUUUACUGGCCACCGUUUCUUCCUCUCCAAACACCAGUGCGCACUCACCUUGGCACGGGGACUUACCUGACACCGCGGUUCCCAAACCACGCCACCUCCAUGGUCUCCCAGCGGCUGAGUGCGUCCAGUGCCGCGGACGCAGAUCGGUUCCUGCAGACCCACCAGGAGAUGUCUUACAUCGGACUCAGCUGCGCGCAAUCUCGACGCCAUCAGAUUGGCACCGCGUGCACUGCUUUCUCCACGUCCAUCCCCGCGUGCACCCUGCCUCUGUCGGACCCCUACUCUUUUAACAUGAUCUCUGGACAAGCCAGCUACUUUUACUCCCACCAGAUCCCCUGUGCCGCGGCGUUCAGUCCGUGUCCAGAGGAGUGCGCCUCUGCCAAGACUUCUGCUCCGGGACAGUUUUUAUCAAAGAGCGGCCACUCAGAGCUGGGAGGAUUCUGCAAUGACUUUCCGAAUUACUGCCCUCAAGUCAGUUCAAGCCCCUCUUUGUCUUGGAAUAUAGAAAAAUAG